UCUGUGUGCAGAGUGAGUUCAGUCUCAGGCUGAGGGCUGGUUAAAUUGGAGGCAGAAGCUCAGAGAUACUGUUGCUGAGUGUAGAAGACCUGCUCAACCACCUGAGACCACCUGAGACCUCCUGAGACCACCUGAGACCUCCUAAACCACCUCUGACUGAAGAGCUCCUGAAACUCUGAGCUGCUUUACUGAGGGAUUUACUCAGCAGCAGGCCCAGGACCAGCACUGCCUGCCUCCACAGGGCCUCCAGACUCUGGGUUUGGAGUAUUUUUUGAGUAUGUUUAAGUACUUUUUGGAUUUUUGAAGAAGAUUUUCCAGGCUGGAGAGAUAUACACUGUUAAGGAAUCCAGACAGAGCCUGAGGAGCAGAGCAGCAGUUUUAUCGGUGGUCUGAGCUGAAAGAAGUCAGGAUGGGGGAGGUUCUCACAAACAUCAUGAAGUUAUACGACUUUCUCCUCAAAAGAACAGAUCCUCGCGUGAGGGAUUACCCGUUAAUGCAGAGUCCGGUUCAGAUGACUCUGAUUCUGCUGGGCUACGUGUUCUGGGUUCUGUACGCCGGGCCGAGGUUUAUGGCCAACCGCAAACCCUACAACCUCAGCACAGUUAUGGUGGUUUAUAACUUCUGCAUGGUGCUCUUCAACGCUUACAUCGUUUACGAGUUUCUGAUGUCGGGUUGGGGAACGACGUAUACGUGGAGAUGUGACCUGUGCGACCCAUCCAACAGCCCACAGGCCCUCAGAAUGGUUCGAGCGGCCUACAUGUUCUACUUCUCAAAAUAUAUCGAACUUCUGGACACUGUGUUUUUCAUUUUGAGGAAGAAGCACAGCCAGGUGACGUUCCUGCACAUCUUCCACCACUCCUUCAUGCCCUGGUCCUGGUGGUGGGGCAUCACUCUCACUCCUGCUGGUGGAAUGGGAUCCUUCCACGCGAUGGUGAACGCCAUGGUUCACGUCAUUAUGUACACUUACUACGGCCUGUCUGCAGCCGGCCCACGCUUCCAGAAGUUUCUGUGGUGGAAGAAAUACAUGACUGCAAUUCAGCUGACCCAGUUCAUCGUGGUGUCCGUCCACAUCUCCCAGUAUUACUUCAUGGAGAAGUGCGACUACCAGGUUCCCCUCUUCAUCCACCUGAUCUGGAUGUACGGCAUGUUCUUCUUCGUGCUCUUCUCCAACUUCUGGAUCCAGGCCUACAGCAACGGCAAGAGGCUCCCGGCCUCCAACGAGGAGAAACCCAAGCAGAACGGCUGCACCAACGGCGAGGCGGUUCCGGUGGCCAACGGCAAGCACUUGGAGAACGGCACCGCCCACCACAGCAACGGCUUCGCCAACGGGAAGGUGAAGGAGGUCUGAGACGAGCCAGAACCUCCUGCUAAGAGCACCACAGGACUCAGAAACGAUGGCUUUAGCUAUAUUCUAAAUGUACUGUAUAGAAAUCCUAUGUCUUGGAUGUGUGUGUGAUUGCACGGGAGAUGAUACGGCACGCUUCAGAAGGCGGUCGUCGGUUCUUUUUUUUGUAUUUAUUGAUGUUUUUGAGAGUCGGAUGGGGGAGCGCGACGAUGCACGGCGAUGCAUUACGAUGCACGGCGAUGCAUUACGAUGCACGGCGAUGCAUUACGAUGCACGAUGAUGCAUUACGAUGCACGGUGAUGCAUUACGAUGCACGACCAUGCACAAUUUUAAGAAGAUUCCAUCUAAAUCGGAUUCGUGGAUGCAGCUCUGGAGCACAUGGCCUGUAGGAGGAGCCUGUCUGUGAUUAGAGCUCAUUCAGUUCCCCCCGUUCUGUUUAUAUUUACAGUGUAUAUGAUUCUCCUGAAUGCUUGAAAACAACAAAAAAAAUGAAGUGUAUAUUUCUAUUUCCAAUGGAGUUAAUACUAGUAUGACUGUAAAUAGAUACAUGUUCAAAGUUAGGUGGGAUUUAAUGUAAUGUAAUUUUUUUUUCUUUUUUAUUAUUAUUAUAUUUCUAUGUGUAACUUAAUUUGUUUUAUAUGUUGAACAAACUAAAUAUUACAUUAAAUAUAAAUAUAAAUAUAAACAUAAGAACGUGAGGCUUUUUAACAUUGGCUGAACGUUGUGUUAUAAUAAUAAUAAUAAUAAUAAUAAUAAUAAUAAUAAUAACAAUAAUAACAAUAAUAAUAAUAAUAAUAAUAAUGCACAUAGUUUGUGUGAAGACUGACAUCGCUGUUCCAUAGCUGUUGCAUUGAUUGCCACUAAUUAUUAUUAUGUGACUAUUUUUGUAAGUGUUUUCACAAUCUUUAAAUGAAUGAAUGAAUGAAUGCUACUUGAAAAUGAAAUCCAUCAAAAAUA
Messenger RNA from Astyanax mexicanus (Mexican tetra), 2302 nucleotides. It is a transcript of the gene elovl1a, whose product is annotated as ELOVL fatty acid elongase 1a. The record is from RefSeq and is a predicted model, not a curated record. Gene Ontology annotation, cellular component: endoplasmic reticulum; endoplasmic reticulum membrane. Bases 410 to 1348 code for a protein of 312 amino acids. NCBI's taxonomy places the organism in Eukaryota, Metazoa, Chordata, Actinopteri, Characiformes, Acestrorhamphidae. The transcript is spliced from 8 exons. Gene Ontology annotation, molecular function: fatty acid elongase activity. Gene Ontology annotation, biological process: sphingolipid biosynthetic process; fatty acid elongation, monounsaturated fatty acid; fatty acid elongation, polyunsaturated fatty acid.